AGACAUUGUAAAAAUCGUUCGUGUGUUUUGUGUUCUGACUUUAAACUCGUGAGUUCCAGAUUUGCUGCAUCAUGGAUUUUCAAGUUGAGAAUAUUGGUAUACCAUAUUAAUACGCGAAUUCAAAUGUGUAGUACUGUUUGCCUCUGAUUAGUAUUGCAGUAUGUAUAUUUGUUUCUCUUCGCAUAUUAGGAAUCCAAUGUGAAGUCGUGAAUUGCAAUGCACGUACACGGACAAGAAUAGAAAUGCUGUCCCAUUAUAGGACAGUUCAUCGAGGCCAUCGUACAUUUGAUGUACCUUGUUUGGCUGGUUGUGACAGAAGAUAUCGAACAGAAGAUGGACUAAGAAAACAUUUGCAGUCUCACCACCCAAGAUUCUUUGAACAAAAUAUUGAAGCAGAAGGUGUAGCACCUAGUGAUUCAGAAGAACUAGAUGUAAUGUUACAAGAAGAAAUACAGCGUAUAAAUUCACACCUGGAUGCAGCAUCUAUAUCUUCAACAGACGAACAAGUGCUUCAGAAGCCACACAACUAUGACUCAGCAUUAUAUCUCGUUUGUCUGUCUGAUAAAAGAAAAUUUAAUCAAGUAGAUCUACAGACUGUGAUUGAUGCAACAACAGCUUUUGUGAACAAGGAAAUCAUUUCUGUGCUGUCAAAAACAAUCUCGUCACUGAGGGAGGAAAACUGCACACACUUCAAGAGUAUCCAACAAAUGGAACAACUAUAUAGAUCCCCCUUUGCACCUGAUCCAUUUGAAGGUCUACGCACCCAGUACAGGCAACGACAAUUUUAUUCCAAAUAUUUUGGAAUGAUCAAUUCAUCCAAAAUAAGACUGCCAGCACUACUAAGCGAUUAUGGGAGGCAUCGAACAAGGCAGCCACAAACGUUCAAGAAACAGGAAUAUGUGGUGGUGUCGUUGAUUUCUCAAAUUCAAUGUCUGUUGCAGAAAGAUGAUGUAUACCAUCAAGUAUUCUCUGAUAAAAUUCCCUUACCGGGAUUUCUUUCUCGUUUUGAAGACGGCACGUCAUUUUUAGAAAAUCCUCUGUUCAAACAGCAUCCACAUGCUCUUCAAAUCCACCUUUACUUGGACGAAGUUCAGCUCUGCGACGCUCUUGGGAGCAAAGUUUUUAAUAACAAGUUAGUAUUUGUUUAUUUUACCAUUGGCAAUCUUGAAAUGCGAUACAGAUCAGCAUUCAGUCAAAUUCAAUUACUGUCAAUUUUCUAUAACUGCCAAGUAGAAAGAUAUGGCAUGAAUGUACUUUUAAAGCCAAUUGUAGACGAAUUGAAGAAACUGGAACAAGGGGUAGAACUUUUUAUUAAAGGGGUAACCCACAAUAUUAUUAUUAUUUCAGGCUACGCCAAGUAUCGCGAGUUGUUUUGUAUGACUCAUGCACGCCUUCUCUGGUGGAUUGAAUCUGAUGAGGACAUUUUCCAUCCAACUCCGCACCGUUCUGAUUUCUACACUGAAGUAACACAGGCUGAAAUGGACAAUCGUCUGGCCGCGCGUCAGACGUGGAACGAUGUUUUGGAAUCGUUAAACAUGGAGACUCCCAGUCCAAACGAUUUCCAUUUGCUACGGGAGUUUUCCCGUAGCUUAACUUCUCUACUGGAUUACACUGAAGAUCAAUUAAAUGAAUAG
Messenger RNA from Daphnia magna, 1634 nucleotides. RefSeq lists its product as uncharacterized. The coding region runs from base 243 to 1634 and encodes 463 amino acids. The record is from RefSeq and is a predicted model, not a curated record. The transcript has 5 exons. NCBI's taxonomy places the organism in Eukaryota, Metazoa, Arthropoda, Branchiopoda, Diplostraca, Daphniidae.